AUGUUGGCAUCUGCCUCCCCGCACCCCCGCCGGCUCGCCGAGCCUCGGAGCGCCUUCUCGCUUCUGUGGGUCCUGGUGCUCGUCUUUGCGAUGCUCCGCGCAGGUCUUGUCGGGUUUGGUGGAUUGGCGCUCGUGGCGGGCAGAAGCGUCGGGACUGCCGGCGGCGAGGCGGCGGGUGCGCCGACCGCUGGAGUCCAAACGAUUCGGGGAGGUGACAUCAGCAGCAGGCACGCGCUCAUCGCCCUCUCCGGAGUCUGCGUUGCGUCGCUGGCCGCAGCUGUGGUCUCAAGGGUCUCCAGGAUUCCCGCGCAGGCUGUGGGCGUGCCCAGGCCUCUUCACGAGUCUCUGGACAGAGCAGGGUUUUGGAACCAGAAGGAUGCCGUCAGCAAGGCCGCCGCAGAAGCGCUGGAGAUCGAGCGCAGUGUCAACCUUGACAUCUUUGGGCUGCUGUUUGACCGCCCGUGGACUCGCACGCCCGUGUGUCCGCGCACGCUGCCGACCCUUGCGCCCAACAGUACCUGGUUGUGCGGCCAGGUGUUCCCGCUGGGGGAGACGCGGGUUGAUAACAUUGAGUAA
This is a messenger RNA of Prorocentrum cordatum, 576 nucleotides long. NCBI's taxonomy places the organism in Eukaryota, Dinophyceae, Prorocentrales, Prorocentraceae. The record is from the annotation of a GenBank genome assembly.